ACAUUAAUAUUAAAAAAAAAAAAGACAAAGCUAAUUUCUAAUCCCAAAUAUAAUCUUUCCACUUUCUCUUCUGACUCCUACAGCCGUUCUCUUCACUAAACUCAAACCUAGACCAAAAUUUUCUUCUCUUCAUCACUAUCAAUCUCUGUCGCCGUUCCACCGACCACCGACCACCGACUAGUCUAUCUCUUCAGUCGACGGUAGACUCCACUCGCUGCCCUCGCCGACCAGUCCAGAACUUCAGUCGAGGUCUACUCCACUCCCUGCCCUCGCCGACCUGAGACAAAGGGUUAUCAUUUGAAAGCAGGGCUUGUUAUUGAAGGUAGUUCAUUGCAAAUGGCUAGAUGGGAUGAGAUUCUAUCACUCCCUGUACAGAAUCCUCCGACCUUGGAGUUUUCUGCUAAUGAUAUCGUGUGGUCAAAGGUGGAGGGAUGGCGUGAUAAUAUAGAUAGAGUGGCUCUAAUCCCCUUUGCCAGAGUGGAUGAUUUUGUAAGGGGUGAAUCCUCAAACAGUGAUUGCCCAACAAGAUUUCAUGUUGAGGCAAGGCGAAGACGACGCCCAACAACACCUUAUAAACCAAAGGUUGAUGGAGUUCUUGAAUAUAUUUUAUAUUGGUGUUCAUUUGGUCCUGACGACCAUCGAAAGGGUGGCAUUGUAAGACCUAGUCGGAACACAUAUGUCCCCAAGAAAAAAAAUGCUGGUCGGCCAAAUACCAAAAGAGGAUGCACCUGCCACUUUAUUGUGAAACGGUUAAUUGCUGAACCUUCAGUAGCACUCAUCAUAUAUAAUGAGGAUAAGCAUGUUGAUAAGAAAGGAAUACCAUGUCAUGGUCCGCAGGAUAAGAAGGCUGCUGGAACACGGGCUGUUUUUGCUCCUUACAUCUCAGAAGAUCUUCGACUUCGUGUGUUAUCUCUGCUACAUGUGGGGGUCUCUGUGGAAACCAUAAUGCAGAGACACAAUGAAUCAGUGGAAAAGCAGGGUGGUCCAUGUAAUCGCGAUGACCUUUUAACUCAUCGGUAUGUUCGUAGACAGGAGAGAAGCAUCCGACGGUCUACGUAUGAAUUGGACAUUGAUGAUUCUGUCAGCAUUAGCAUGUGGGUGGAAGGUCACCAGGGUAAUGUUUUCUUUUUUCAAGAUUUCUCUGAUUCUGACCCUUUCACUCUGGGCAUCCAAACAGAGUGGCAGUUGCAACAAAUGAUUCGCUUUGGCAAUCGCAGCCUUUUAGUAUCUGAUUCAAAGUUUGGAACAAACAAAUUGAAGUAUCCAGUUCACAGUCUUCUUGUAUUCAACCCUGACAACAAGGCCAUCCCAGUCGCAUGGAUAAUAUCACCAAGAUUUGCAAGUUCCGACACAGAUAAGUGGUUGCGAGCCCUACAUAAUAGAGUUCAAACGAAAGAUCCUACAUGGAAGUUGGCUGGGUUUAUUAUUGAUGAUCCUCUGGCUGAUGUCCAUGCUAUAAGGGAUGUUUUUCAAUGCACUGUGCUGAUAAGCUUUUGGCGAGUUCGUCAUGCAUGGCAUAAAAACUUAAUGCAGAAAUGUACGGAAAAUGAUAUUCGGGUUGAGAUAUGGAGACGACUUGGGCAGAUAGUGGAUGUUAUCUGCCAAGGACAAGGAACCAUGGGCUUGUUCGAGGAUUUGAUGGAAGAUUUUGUUGAUGAGGCAGAUUUUAUGGAUUAUUUAAGGGCAACUUGGUAUCCUAGAUUAGGGAAGUGGAUCAUUGCACUACAAACUCUUCCUGUCUCUAGCCAAGAGACCACUGCAGCGAUAGAGUUUUACCACAACCAAUUGAAGGUUAGGUUGUUGAAUGAGAAGAAUUCUGCUGUUUAUCAAAGAACGGAUUGGUUGGUCGAUAAAUUGAAUACGAAAGUGCAUUCCUAUUUUUGGCUUGAUGAGUACUCUGGGAAGGAUGCGUUUGCCCGAUACAGGAAAGAGGAGUGGGUGAGUGGGUUAACAUAUUGGCGUAAAGCUUUGAAGAUUUCAGAUUCUGAUGUUGUUCUGGAAGGUCGAAGUGCUAAAGUUACUGAUCAGCUUGAUCGGGAUAGGGUUCAUGUUGUAUGGAAUCCUGGCUCACAGUUUGGUAUCUGUGAUUGCCGUUGGGCUGAAAUAGGCAACAUGUGUGAGCAUAUGCUAAAAGUGAUUGAUAUCUGCCGCCGAAAAAAGUCUGCUGUGCCAUCCAUCAGCAUGCUGCAGUAUCAUAAAGUUCUAAAGAAUAUGCUACACUGCCCACCCAAUGAUUCUCUUAUUCGGGAUCAUGCUGUUUCAUUAGCAGUCUUUGUACAGAAGCAGAUUGAUGCACUUGUUACUGAAAGCAGCAAUAUUAGUGAGGUUCAGCCAAUUUCUUUGGAUGAAGGUCAAGAGUUUGUAAAUGAGAGAAGUGAUGACAUAUUGGCUUACAAGGAGAAUCGUUCUUUGGACAGACAUGAGGCCAUUGACAGGAUUACAAGAGAUGCAGGUGCUGACUUGAAUGAUCUCAGUGAAAAUGGUACGUGCGGUGAGAGUUUUGGAGAAGAUACUAUGUAUGGUGAAAAUAUUGGUGAAGAAAGUACAUGUGCUGAGAUGGAUAUUGACCCAUCUUACAUUUGUAUUUCUCCACCCGGUUUACACUCUGUCGAUGACGUUGUUUCUAAUGGUAUCGAUUUUGAGAACACGGUGAAACUAUUGUCUAACCCAGAAACUGAACAGCUUUCUUCUGAAGAUGCUGCUGUUACUAUCGGUUCUACAGAUCAUGUAUUCGAGAGAGGCAGUCAAGAAAGUGCGAUGGAUAUGGAGUCAAUUGCCAUGGAUAUGCCUUCAUCAACCAUGGAGUUUGUAGAGCAAUGCACGGUAGAGCAUCAGAAUGACGUCAAGCCCAAUGUUACUUCUAACUCUAAGGAUGCUGAUUCCCUAUCUUUAAGAGCUUGUUCAUCAAUUAUAACUAUGCCUGUUGCAUCACAAGGGGAUGGAAUUGGUCCAACUUUUGAUGUACAUAAAGUGGAUAAGAUAUUGAAAGCAUGAGUGAGUUAAAGUACUGAUCAUCUGACAGACUUCUUUGAAGCUAGAUGAAAGUAAAGAAAACAUCGCUUCUUAUGUUUAUCAUGAUUGACUGCAUUUAGUAGUUUGAUGGUUAUACACAUCGAGUAUUGUUAAAACGGAUGUCAAUAUAUCUCAGCUACCAUGAGGACGAAUGAUCUUUAAUGGUUGUGUAGAUAAUGGAACUAGUUUCUGCUAGUGCAGUGCUGAAUGGAUCAAUGCUGAAGCAAAUUCUAUACUGAAGAGACUCUGGUAAAGAGGUGAUGCCAAUGGAAGUAAUGUUUUUGGUGCUGUUGAGAAAAAUGAAUAAAAUGGUGGGGGUGCUUAAGUUUAUCCAAGAAUUUUCAUUGAUGUAUUAGGCACUGCUCCUAAGAAAAUGAAACAAUAAGAUAAUUCACGACUCUUAGAAAUUUCGAGGUUGAAGAAAAUAUCAGAUGAUACUAGAGUUACUCAUUGUAUAACAAACAUCUGUAAGUAGACACUUUCUUCCUGUGCACAUACUCUUUAGUAGGUUCAAACUCUCAUAUUUUAAGUUUACUCGUAGGAUUUAUAGUUAUAAACAGCCUAAAGCAAUUUUGUCUAAUUUCAAGAAAAAGUAUUGAGAUUAGAAGAGGAAAUCUCUGUUUGUUA
Molecule: messenger RNA, 3639 nt
Organism: Cannabis sativa
Lineage: Eukaryota; Viridiplantae; Streptophyta; Magnoliopsida; Rosales; Cannabaceae
Exons: 6
Coding region: 337-2994 (885 amino acids)
Molecular function (GO): zinc ion binding
Source: RefSeq, a predicted model, not a curated record